AGCAGCUGUAUUCCCGCAACGGUUCUGGCUAGAGGGGAUACAGCUACCGACAAAUCUCGCAAGACGUUGGGUUUAGGGGUGUAUGAUUAGGAUAAAAACCGGUUGUGGCUACAUACAGCUACGGCCUAAUCGGUGAAACGUUGGGAUGUCAACCACACAGACAGCAUCUGUCAACACAGAUCUUCCCAAAUCACACCGCCUGUUUAGGUUUUACGACCCUGAAGUGGUUGCGGUAAUGGCAAUAUUACUUGGUUUGUUUCAAAUUCUUUUGGCUGCGCCAACUUACAGCGCCAUCACUGAUAUGAGGUUUUUGUUUAUCUGUCCCCUGUGUGGUGGUUGUGUGUGUCUGCUUGCUGGGUCAUUAAGUAUGGCAUCUGAAAGAACUCCUAGCAGACAACUGUUAAGAAAAUGUCUCUUUGCUGGUAUUGCUAGCCUGGGGAUGGCAGUGAUUGCUCUUGUUCUGUAUGCCUAUGCUGCAAGUAACAUUCCAGUCUAUUCAUCUUGCCAAGAGUACGACCUUAAUUUAUGUCCAGAAUAUGUAUUUCACAAUUUCUACAAAGCGAUCUCUGGGCAGCUAAUGUUUUAUGAUAUUGUAACUCUGGCUGUUAAUGGUUUCUUAUCAGUUUCUGCAUUCCAAGGACUGAAAACCAACUGAUAUAACAUUUUAUAUGCUUUUAUAUACAAUGCGUUUCUUUGUUUUAAAGUAAAAUAAAUUUAAUGAUAUCACUUUGAUAUUUUAAUUUGUAUUUUUGUUUUUGUUUUGUUUUGUCUAGCCUAUAUAUAACCAAGAGGCAUUACA
Paramisgurnus dabryanus is the source of this 799-nucleotide messenger RNA. RefSeq lists its product as uncharacterized. NCBI's taxonomy places the organism in Eukaryota, Metazoa, Chordata, Actinopteri, Cypriniformes, Cobitidae. The record is from RefSeq and is a predicted model, not a curated record. Gene Ontology annotation, cellular component: membrane.